Messenger RNA from Colossoma macropomum (tambaqui), 3634 nucleotides. RefSeq names its product TRPM8 channel-associated factor homolog. The record is from RefSeq and is a predicted model, not a curated record. NCBI's taxonomy places the organism in Eukaryota, Metazoa, Chordata, Actinopteri, Characiformes, Serrasalmidae.
UGAAGGGCGGGUCUUCCCUUAUUCACACGGAGCAUUACUAGCUGUCCUGUUCAUAUUUCAACCAGUGCUUGAAGUUUUCACUUGCUGUGGCAGGAAACCGUGAUCAUAUCUAGUCAUGAAAGGCAAGAAUUUCAAAGAUGAUCUGGAAUUCCUUUUACAAGGUGUGUCUGAAUUUGACAUCCAGGGUGAGUCUGUGCCAUCUGUGGUGCUGGUACAUGGAUCUUCAGCAUUUCCUAUUGGACUCACACCAAGUGGAAAGGCAUUUCUUGCUGGGGCCUACUUUGGACAGGGACGAGUAAUUGUAGCCAGCCAUGAGAGUUACUUGGGUCGUGAACCACUGUCUACUUUCAUGAUCAAUGCUGUCCACUGGCUUGAUAAUGGUCGUAAGGGGGUUAUCGGCAUCUUACCUGAUCUUAAAGAGGCCUUCUGUCUGCUGAAUAAGUCAGGACUACAGUGUAGGUUGACUGGUUUUGAGAAGGGCCUGAGCGUCUUUGUCUGUACGUCAUACAGUGAUGCUCAGUGUAAAGAGAUCCAGGAAUUUGUUGCUGGUGGUGGUGGCCUCCUGAUCGGGGGACAUGCUUGGUGGUGGGCUUAUUGCAACCCUGGCUGCAAUGUGAUGACAGAUUGCCCUGGAAAUCGUAUCCUCAGCAAGAUGGGAUUGAGCCUCUUGGAGAAAACUGUGAAAGCUGGGUUGUACAAGGCUCCACAUUUUCCUCAAGAUGCAAUAGAAUUUCUUUUACAAGGAGUUUCUGAGUUUGACAUCCAGGGUGAGUCUGUACCAUCUGAGGUACUGUUGCAUGGUCCCUCAGCAUUUCCUAUUGGACUCACCCCAGAUGGAAAGGCAUUCUUUGCUGGGGUACAUGGACAGGGACGAGUAAUUGUGGCCAGCCAUGAGGCUUACCUAGACCGUGAACCACUGUCCACUUUCAUGAUCAAUGCCGUCCACUGGCUUGAUAAAGGUCGUAAGGGGGUUAUCGGUGUCUUACCUGAACUUCAAAGGGCCUACUGUCUGCUGAAUAAGUCAGGACUACAGUGUAGGUUGACUGGUUUUGAGAGGGGCCUGAGUGUCUUUGUCUGUACGUCAUACAAUGAUGCUCAGUGUAAAGAGAUCCAGGAAUUUGUUGCUGGUGGUGGUGGCCUCCUGGUAGGUGGACAUGCUUGGUGGUGGGCUCAUUGCAAUCCUGGCUGCAAUGUGAUGACAGAUUGCCCUGGAAAUCACAUCCUCAGCAAGAUGGGAUUGAGCCUCUUGGAGAAAACUGUGAAAGCUGGGUUGUACAAGGCCCCACAGGUGAAGCAUUAUGGCAUUUCUUCUACACGGAUGUAUCAUUUCCAGGAUUUGCUUCAGCAUUUUGCUGGGCAUGUGCUUCAGGGUCAGCAGCUGGGAGAUUAUGAACAAUGGUAUCUGAAGAAGUUUGGCAGUGACUGUGCCAGUUAUCUCCGCAUGCAGGCAUUCGACUGUGACAUGUAUAAGUCAGUAGUUGUACUUCUCACAGACAUAAUUAAGGCAGGAUUUCCACAGGUGUCUCCUACACAUCCUGUUAAAAGUGCAAAGGAUCACCUGCUCCUCCAGGUGGGGACAGAGUUAUUUAGGCUCAGCAAAGACACUGAUGAACUUCUGUCAUACCUCAUCGUAGACACACCUGACCUACAAACUGUGUCCAAUGCAAGAGUCUGGAUCAGUGCUAACACAGCAGAUGAUGAAGAAUGGAUAAGCACAGGUCUGUAUCUUUCUCCUGGAAUGAAGACCAACAUGACAGUGCCUGGGACAAUACUAGGAAAGGGUUGGCAGGUGCAGAUCGGCUGUCAAACAGAUGACUUAAGCAGCGCAGAUGAACUGAAACGAGCUCCGGUGGUGUUUGUACGUUCACCUUUGGAAAAAGAGAAUCUGCAAGUCUGGAAUCUGUGGGGAGGACUCAUAUACCUGAUCGCACCUCCUAGAACUACAGUACCUGAGAUGGAGGUCGUCAUACAGACAGCUGUAAAAGCACCGUACUACAAGUCUGGAGAGACCAGCGCAUCUGACUGGGUCGCUGAGAUCCGUAAAGCACCAGCACCUUGGGCAGAGCUGGAGUUCGAGAAUCUCAUCAUCACCUUGCCAUCAGACGUGAUACGACACCUGGACCGUCCAGACGAAGUGGCCGCUAUCUGGGAUUCCAUUAUGAGGAGUGUAGCUGAGUUGGCUGCUAAGCCUGCAAAGUUUACCCGCAAGGAACGCUUCGUCGCUGAUGUUCAGAUCUCAGCUGGCUAUAUGCAUUCAGGUUACCCCAUUAUGAUGCACUCUGUAUCUGCCCCUGACUUGAUGAAUCCAUAUGCUGCUGGGAAAAGUGAUUUCUGGGGCCCGGUCCAUGAAUUGGGCCAUAACCAGCAACACUCAGUCUGGGAGUUUCCACCACACACUACUGAGUGUACCUGUAACCUGUGGUCUGUAUAUGUACACGAGGUGGUGCUGGGUGUGAACAGGGCAAACGCUCAUGAGGAAAUGACAGAACACAGAAGACAGAGCCGAAUUAAGAGAUACAUCAAGGGAGGUCGACGUCUGGAAGACUGGAAUGUCUGGACAGCACUGGAGACUUACAUGCAGCUUCAAGAACAGUUUGGCUGGGAUGCCUUCAAGAAAGUCUUUGCAGCUUACCAUGAUAUGAAUGAUGUACCAGAGGACAACGGUGGCAAAAUGAACCUGUACGCCGAGACCUUCUCCACGGUGGUAAAGAAGAAUCUGGUCUCUUUCUUCAAAGCCUGGGGCUGGCCCAUCCAAGCCAGCACAGAAGAGAAGCUGUCCAGCCUGCCUGUGUGGAGUGACCAUCCUCUGGUCCAGUAUGUUGCCAAAUGAAGUGCGAUUUCACCAAAGUUGCCGAAACAAAUGUGACAUUAUUUGAAAAGAAUAAAUAAAUUCUAAGCAAACACAAAUUUCUUAUCUGGAAAAUUGGUACAGAACAGCAAAACAAAAUUAUAUGUUACCAAACAUUCAGACACACUUACUCAAUUCCUUAUAUCUCUUCUCCAUCAGAGAUACAGAGCAAAGGCACAUCCUGUUAGAGUUCAGAUCAGUAACCAUAGUCUAGUCAUGCAUGAGCAAGCUAAAUAGAGAAAAACUGGCUGUCCAAGGUAAAAGAUUAUGUGGUCCAAAUUAGACAUAUCUGUGAUGCACUUUGUAGAGGAUUUUUUUAAGUUGCUAGCAUAGUUCCCCAAACCUUUUCCAUAGGGAACCUGCCUCUGAGGAUGCAAGUGUAUCUUGUCAGAUAGCCAGCCCAGUCCCCUGACCUUAAACCCCUCUGAAAAUCUGUGGGCUGAGGUGAAGUCCAGUGAACCUAGUGAACCUGGGGCCGAGGAGGAUCUAGAGAGAUCCUGUAUUGAUACUGUAUUCCUUGCUCUGGAUUCUGCAGUCUCAUCCAGCAUUAUGGAAGAAGACUCAUUGCUGUUAUGUUGGCAAAGAGAAGCUGCACAGAUUACUGUAGGGUGCUAGAAAUUAUGACAUUUGUUAUAAAAAAAUUUUUUUGAAGGAUGUUUGAAUUUUUUAGACUAAACAUACUUCAAUUAAAUGUUAGGUUUGUUUCAUAUAGUCAUACAUUCAGUGUAAGAUUGAGCUGAAUAUCCACAAAUAAUUUUUCAUGACCCAAUAAUUAUGGAGCUGACU